CACCGUAGUCCUGGCGACUGUUACCCACCAACAACAACGGCUCCGCUCCGACUCCGCCGCCGCCGCCGCCGCCUCCUCCUCCUCCCGCCGCGGCUCCUCCUCACCCCCGUCCUCCUCCUCCUCCUCGCCCCGCGGCGCCUCAGCCUCGCCCACCACCACCGCCACCACCACCACAGCCAGCGGCCACAGCAGCGGCGGCGCCCCGGCAGCCCCCCUCAGCCCAGAAACGACAAUGCAGACAUCAGAGACUGGUUCGGACACAGGUUCGACAGUGACUUUACAGACUUCUGUAGCUGGCCAAGCAGCCGUGCCCACCCAGGUGGUACAGCAAUUACCAGUGCAACAACAGGUUCAGCAAGUGCAAACGGUGCAACAGGUCCAGCAUGUCUACCCAGCCCAGGUGCAGUAUGUGGAGGGAAGUGACACCGUCUACACAAACGGAGCUAUACGAACAACCACGUAUCCUUACACAGAAACUCAGAUGUACAGCCAAAACACUGGAGGGAAUUACUUUGAUACCCAAGGCAGUUCUGCACAGGUGACUACUGUGGUCUCUUCUCAUAGUAUGGUGGGCACUGGAGGCAUUCAGAUGGGUGUCACGGGAGGACAGCUCAUCAGCAGCACGGGAGGCACCUACCUGAUUGGCAACUCCAUGGAGAACUCUGGCCAUUCAGUGACGCACACCACGCGCGCCUCCCCAGCCACAAUUGAAAUGGCGAUUGAGACACUGCAAAAGUCUGAUGGUCUGUCCACUCACAGAAGCUCUCUUCUCAACAGCCAUCUCCAGUGGCUUUUAGACAACUAUGAAACAGCAGAAGGAGUGAGUCUCCCCAGAAGUACCCUCUACAACCACUACUUGAGACACUGUCAGGAGCAUAAAUUGGACCCAGUCAAUGCUGCCUCUUUUGGAAAACUAAUAAGGUCAAUUUUCAUGGGCCUACGAACCAGAAGAUUGGGAACCAGGGGGAACUCCAAAUAUCAUUACUAUGGGAUUCGUGUCAAGCCAGACUCCCCUCUAAAUCGGCUACAAGAGGACAUGCAAUAUAUGGCUAUGAGACAGCAACCCAUGCAGCAGAAACAAAGGUACAAGCCUAUGCAGAAAGUGGAUGGAGUCACAGAUGGUUUCACAACAAGUGGUCAACAGACAGGCACAUCUGUUGAACAAACUGUAAUUGCUCAAAGUCAACAUCAUCAACAGUUUUUGGAUGCAUCUCGAGCACUUCCAGAGUUCGGAGAAGUUGAAAUCUCUUCUCUGCCAGAUGGUACUACUUUUGAGGAUAUUAAGUCAUUGCAGAGUCUCUAUCGAGAGCACUGUGAGGCAAUAUUGGAUGUUGUAGUGAACCUUCAGUUUAGCCUAAUAGAAAAAUUAUGGCAGACUUUCUGGCGCUAUUCUCCCUCAACAACAACCGAUGGCACUACCAUUACUGAACCAAGCAAUCUGAGUGAAAUAGAAAGUCGACUUCCGAAAGCAAAGCUGAUUACUCUGUGCAAAAAUGAGUCAAUUCUGAAAUGGAUGUGUAACUGUGACCAUGUGAUGUACCAGACUUUGGUGGAGAUUCUCAUUCCUGACGUCCUUAGACCUAUUCCUAGUGCCUUGACCCAAGCCAUUCGCAAUUUUGCAAAAAGCCUUGAAGGUUGGCUUUCCAAUGCCAUGAACAAUAUUCCACAGAGAAUGAUUCAAACCAAGGUUGCCGCUGUAAGUGCCUUUGCUCAGACUCUGCGAAGAUACACAUCUCUGAAUCAUCUGGCUCAGGCAGCACGGGCUGUACUGCAGAACACGUCUCAAAUCAACCAGAUGCUCAAUGACCUCAACCGUGUAGAUUUUGCCAAUGUCCAGGAGCAGGCUUCCUGGGUGUGCCAGUGUGAUGACAACAUGGUGCAGAGGUUGGAAACAGAUUUCAAGAUGACUCUUCAGCAGCAGAGCACUCUGGAGCAGUGGGCGGCCUGGCUUGACAACGUCAUGAUGCAAGCACUGAAACCGUACGAAGGAAGGCCGAGUUUUCCUAAAGCAGCGCGGCAGUUUCUCUUAAAGUGGUCUUUCUACAGCUCAAUGGUUAUUCGAGAUUUAACCUUGCGCAGUGCUGCUAGCUUUGGUUCUUUUCAUCUGAUCCGUCUAUUGUAUGACGAAUACAUGUUUUACUUAGUUGAACAUCGUGUUGCUCAAGCCACAGGAGAGACACCUAUUGCGGUUAUGGGAGAAUUUGGUGAUUUAAAUGCAGUGUCUCCUGGAAAUAUGGACAAAGAUUGCAGGAUUCAUGGUGGUUUUAUUUGUGCAGAUGAAGGUAGUGAAGUGGAAAGUGAAAUGGACGAAGAGCUGGAUGACUCCGGAGAGCCGCAAGCCAAGAGAGAGAAGAGUGACCUGAGCCAGGCCUUCCAGGUGGGCUGCCUGCAACCCGUCCUGGAGAGCGGAGUUCAGCAGAGCCUGCUGAGCCCCCUGCACAACGAGCACAUUGUGACAGCCACGCAAACGAUCAGACAAUGCAGUGCCACUGGAAACACGUAUACUGCAGUCUAACAGAUAUUAAAGCUCUUUUUUUUCCAGAUUAUAUUAGCCCUGUUGAUGUUGGGCUUAUCAUGGGGGAGGGGAGGGAUGCAAAAAAAGAAGUCUGAAGGUCGACUGUUGUCAAAUUUUAUCUGUGCUUGAACAUUACUUUUACUGGAGUUGUGAAAUGAAAUGAGUGUAUGUAUUUCUCCAGGUCUCUUUUGGAAAAGAAAAAAAAAAUUGGUAAAUACAAUCAUUUUACACUGGCCGCUUAAUAUAAAGAGUUUUCUUAGUUACAAGAGUCAAGAAGCGUUUUUGAGAAGCUUAAUGUUAAUGUUUUUGUCCUCUUUAUAAUUAAAAGUAAUUUAAUUUUUCAUAGUUUUUACAAAAUAUUUUAAUGUUAACUGUUAGUCAUGGUGAUUUCGUAUAAAUAGGGUUUUAAUUAAUUGCACUCUGAAAUAUCAAGAAUUUUCCUCUUUGAUUUACACUGGAGGCCUGCUCAUUUGAUAGCAGCUGCAUUAAACUUGUUAUAGGAAAGGCAGCUUUCAUUGGACAGAACUGGAAGAUGCUAUUUUGAUACAUUUCAGAGUGUUCAGGGGUUAUAUUGGAAAUUUUAUUAUGACGCUAGAGAACAUAGACUGUCGUCUUUCUCAGAGGAAGAGCGAUUCUCACGGUUGCAGGAUAAAUGAGAGCUCUGAUCACAUGUGGUAAUAAUGUGUACUUAAUUCAUGUACACAGGACACCAUUACAGACAAUGCAAGCUUCCUUUUCAAAAAAGAAUCAGUUAUUUGCGUACCAACUCCUCUCUUUUAAGACUACUGAUUUCAGGUGCCGUCUGCCCAAGCGGCCGACUCUGUGCAACCUCCGCUGGCUUCAGUUGAGCUUGCACCAGAUUUGGAGCCUGUCCUGGGGGGAUGAUGCACCUCGUAUACACAGGGGACCACCACCCAGAUGCUUUCUGCUCUUCAGUGGGACUGUUGAUGCUAGAGACUGAAGCUAGAAAAAGAAAAGAAAAGCAUCUCGAUUAUUAUUUUUUAAGUGUACGUACUACUUAUGCUGAACUGGACAUGCAGGAAACCAUUCCUUUCAGAUGACUUUUUUUAUUCCAUGUCCUUUUCCCCGUGAUAGUUCAAUCUGCUGCUCUUGUUAAAGAUAGUUUAUAGGAUGCAAGGAAUGUAGCAACCUGCAUUGUAACUUUGCUCAAAAUAAUUCCUGGUUCUUAAGUGGAUUUCAUUUUAUACAAAAAUGUUUAAAAGGCAGUGAAACUGGCACAUGUCACUUGUACUUAUUUCCCAAUUGCGUAGAAUUUGAAUAGGUGGCUAGACGGACCAUUGCCAUUUAAGAAUGUACAUCAGGGAUCAUUGUACCUCGGCUAUUACAUGGUGCCUUAAACAGAACUGAAGCUAAGAUUUUCUUGUUAAUAACUCUUGCAUUGAUUCAGCAAAGUGUGCCUGUCUUCUUUCUUUCUCCCCUCCUCCCCCAAGUCCCCAAACAGUAGAAGGGCAGGUUACAUAGUUUUCAAAAAUCAAGAUUUUCUUUAUUUAUUUAUUAGAUACACUAUCCCGCUUAGAGUGACGGCAUAUUUCUUCUUUAUAGCUGAAUUUCACUUUAUUACUAAUCAGAUUUUCUUGGUGGGGAGGGGAGUGUAUGAAAAACAAAACUAGCUUUAACAAUGUCAAAGGUCAACAAAAUAGGUUAGCCAAUUUCCAAACAAGAAUUUAUAUAUAUUUCUAAACCCUUAUCUACUUUUAAUUUUUAAAAAGUAAAGUAAGCAAAACUUUUUAAAGCAGCAUAUAGUUACAAUUUGUGCACAUGUGGGGGGUCAGUCUGCUGUUUCAUUUACUGGUUAAAUCAUACUAUAUGUGGGGUUUUUUUGUUUUGCUUUUGUCUAAUGACCUGUUACAAGUAUAAUGGAUUAAACAUGUCAUUGGUUGAAAAUAUACCUGAAUUUCCUUAGUUUGAUCAAAACAAACCAAAAAUGAAGGAAAGCACAAAGAAAAUUCACAGACUCUAUAGCACAAGGCCCAUGUCAAAUAUUCAGAGCCUUGUUUGUCAUUUGUCUGAAAGACGAUAUUUAAGGUUAGAGUCACCACAUGCUUGAACAGCAAGGAGAAAUUGUUGGUAUAUUUAUAGCACACAAGUUUGAUCCUAGGUUUUUCAUGUUUCAAGAAUUUCUAAAGAUUUACUAAUUUUUUAAUUUAAACAUUUAUACUUCUAAACCAAGCUUUAUGAAUUUUCUUAAAGUUGCAGAAUUGGAGGCCCACUGGCAGAGCGGCCAGGCAAGAUCUUGCGCCUGGUCAUUCCUGCCACAUUGUUUAACUUAUGCUGAUAUGAUUCCAUGAUCAUUCUGUUUCCUCUGUUAUUUAAAUGUGUCCCCAUCCCCCCGCUCAAAAUCCAUCACGUCUGUACCCCUCACCAUUUUUUAAAGAAAUCUAAGCUGUGAUACUUACUCCCUCUCAUUGUGCAUUAUGAAAUGUUUACACUUAAAUACAGUGAAAUUAAAUGUAAAAACAAAGAAACACUUUUCAGCAUAGUUUUUUAAGGCUCUAGUAAGGAGAUUAGAUUUAUUUACUGAUAAUAAUCCUUUGAGAUGGCAAACUUGUAUGUUUUCUAAUCAUUGUCCUUUUCAUUAUUGUUGAAUUUUGUUCAUGCAGCGAAAUGACAAAGAUGCAAAUUUAGUUUUCUGAGAGAGACAGGCCUUGUAAAUCCUCUGUAAGUCAACUCUUUUCGCCUUCCCACCUUAGUUGAUCACUGUAUUCAAGGUGCCAAAAAGAUCAAUAUAUAAUUUUAUCUUAUGUCAAGUUUUCUGAUUAAAAGGUGACAUUCUAGUCUGUAAUGGAACCAGGUAAAUAAGAUGGAUCUCUGCAGCCACAUAUUGCCCCAGAUUCAUCCAAAAAUGCUCUGAUAAGCUAAUAUUUGUAAAAAAUGGAAUACUAGUUUUGAUCAAUCCAAAUGUGCGUAUUUUUAUCACUUAAUUUAGUGACAGUUGAUCAUUUCUGCUUUUCUAUUUAUUGGUCUCACAAAUAGGGUGAGUCCUCUGCCCUGCAUUGUCCCCACAGACCCUUCCGCGUAAUCAUGAAGUCACAUCAAGGGAGCUUUCUGACACUCAACUCUUUGUGCCUAUAUCCUUUCAGCAUUCCUUGCAAAAUGUGGCUGGGAUUCCCAGACUCCCCUGCAUGUGCCCAAGUGCAUCUGUGCCCCUAACCCAGAGGGCUGCCCCAAGUCCCUCUUCCCACCCCAGAUCCUUUGGACCUUAGAUGUUGCCCCAGAAUCCCCCCAACUUGCCUUGGGGAGGAAACCUCAGACCCAUGGAGGGCUUUGAAUCUUGGAGAUGAAUUUAAACAAAAUCACAAUUUAACCAUCAUUCACAACACAAAUAUUAAUAUUAUGUCUUAGCACUGACAUUACCAGUGCUUUUUUUCUGGGGGGACGCAGGCGUACGCAUACCCCUCAACAUUUUGUGAAUCUAACUUUGGUCUCAUUGAGGGGCGCUAUUUCAAUAUGAGUAGGAAAAUGAGAAUACCUCUAAACAUUUUUCUAGAAAAAAAGCAUUGGACACUACUAACUCUUGAUGGCAUUGCAGGAGAAUAGACUCAUAGGAUUUGUGUGGCUCCUUUCUUUAAAAGUUGGUUUAAGGAAUGAUAAGUUUUAAAAAUAGGACUUUUUGGCUCUUGUAGAAGUAAUGCAGUGAUCAAUGUAGACACUGCUCUGGAAACUUCCUACUCAGAGGCCAGGCCCAGUUUUCAUAAGCUCUUCAGGAAUGCAAAAUAGUUGGUGCUGUCACUUUAAACUUACAAAUGUUUGUACUGUCUUGUCGAAAUUAUUUGCUUUGUGCUUAUUUUUGUAUUACAACUUGGAAUUACGACACUACUUUAGAAAUGGAUCACCUUUUAAAAAGUUACCAAUGUGCAAUGUUACCACAUUUGGUUCACCGUGUGUGGUGAUAAUUUAAACAGGACUUGUACUAAUGGUACCGUCAUUCAGGAAUGUACAGAUCUACAUACAAUUUCUUUAAUUUAAAACGAGGUAUUUUUAAGCAUCAGAAACACUUCCCUCAAAUUAUUUUCAGUAAAGCAUUAAAUAACUGCAUAGUUUUCUCAAGACAAAUCAGCAAGGAAAUACUUAAGUUUGACUUUUAAUUGCAACCUUGUUUCAAUAAUGGAAUAAUUUUAUAUAAGGAAUACCUAUAGGAUUUUUUUUUAACUUUCAUAUAACACUAAUUACGGAAUAUGUAACACUGAUUGGUGAGAGUAGUACCCCUACGUGAAAAUUGGGCCCUUAUUCCUGCAUUACAGGUCAGUCUCUUUUAUCUAUAUGGUUAAAAUGAGUUAAGAGGAAGGGGAAUGUUAGUACUGUUGCAAGGUUGUUUGGUGACUGAAGAAAACUGGAAUAGAAGCAUAAAUGCAGUGCUUAGUUCUAGUGAUAGGAAAUUAUUUUGAUGGUAACGCCUUGCAUUAACCCUUUGAGCAUUGUAAGCUAAUGUGAUUGGUACAAAUAUUUCAGAGACCGCUGGCAAGAGGAGGAGCGCCGUGGCCCCAGCCCUAACCACUAUCUGAGAUAAUGAACACCAUGCACACAGUUUCGCAGGGGAACAGGUCCCAAGAACUCUUAAGAAAAUCUAAGGAGUUGUGCCCUACUUCAGAGAACUCUGAAUGCUCCCCAAAUCCUACUGAAGCAAUUACCUUUUGGGGGGUGGCUAUUUUUAUUUUAAAUUUUGUCAUGCAUAGGAUUGAAUCUAGCCAUAGUCAUUCUUCAAGUCAGUCCAGGGAAGUUUGUGGGACUUGAUUUCAAUAGGCCUGCUCAAAGUAUGACUAAGUUAGGAUCCAUCCCUGGUUUGCACUUAAAUAGGUGUGUCAUAGGAACAUUGGAAGUUGCCUUAUACAGACCCAGGGGUACACCGAGCUCAGAAUUGUCUAUCCCAGGGUUCUUCAACCUUGAUCUCUUGCUGGACCACAACUCCCAUCAUCCUCAUCCAGCUUUGCCUGUGGUCAGGGAUGAUGGGAGUUGUAGUCUAACAACAUCUGGGGACCUGAAGUUGAUGAACACUGGUCUACCCAGCAGCUCUCCAGGGUUUGGGGCAGGGAACAUUCCCAGCCCUGCCUGGAUAUAUCAGGGAUUGAAACAGACAACUUCUGCAUGCAAAGCACAUGGUCUGCCACUGAGUUAUGGCCCUUCCCUAUUAGACAUUUUAAGCAUCAAAGAUCUGGAUGCAUUGUAAAUGUUUUUCUCAAUUUCCGUACUUGAAUUUGAGGAGGGCAUCUCUGCUGAAUACAUUUAGAAUACUGCCUGCAGCAAACUAGCAUUUCUGCUAUUUACUGCCUACAGCAAACUAAUGUUGCUACUAGUUUAGGGGGAAAUUAUUUGAUCCAAGAAACAUGAAUUGAAAAGUACCUAUAUGUUCUUAAAAUUAGAUACUUAACAAGAAAAUAACUUUAUUUGAGAAUACAGUGGUACCUCGGGUUACAGACGCUUCAGGUUACAGACUCCGCUAACCUAGAAAUAGUACCUCGGGUUAAGAACUUUGCUUCAGGAUGAGAACAGAAAUCGUGCUCCGGCGGUGUGGCAGCAGCAGGAGGCCCCAUUAGCUAAAGUGGUGCUUCAGGUUAAGAACAGUUUCAGGUUAAGAACGGACCUCCAGAACAAAUUAAGUUCUUAACCCAAGGUACCACUGUAGUGGGGAAAUCUUGCUAGGCUAGUAUAUGGGCAUGUGUUAAAUAGGAAAUGUAUCUCAGAGACCUGAAUUUUGUAAGACAUUUGCAGUUCAAUUGCACAUGCCCCCAUCCUAUAAACCAGGGGGGCUGGCCCAUGACCCUCCAGAUGUUGGGUCCCAAGUCCUAUCAGCCCCAGCCAUUAGGGGAGUCAUUGUCCAACGAAAUACGGAGGGCCACAGUUGAGACGGCCGUGCUGUAGACGGUCUCCCCCAGGGUAUUGCUGUGACUAUAGUCCAAGGAGCCUCUACAGGCGUUCCUGGGAGAGAACUGGGUGGAAUUACAGGUGUCUUGGGAUUUUGUUUUGCACCCACUGUUCAGCUGAAGGCAGGCUGCAUUUUGAGAGUGGAAAUGGCUUUUCUCUCCCACAUUGUGAGCUCCUGUGGUGCUCAGAGAAGCCUUUGGCUGCGCACAUAGUUUUCCCACCAGGCAUCUAGUUUUGUUGAGCUGAAGCCUUGAUUCACCCCAUUUCCCCAUUCCCAAGUCGGUUUGUUACUGAAUGCAGAGUGGCAUAUUUCUAAGGAAUUCCAAACUUCAGACAUUGUGCAGAUAAAAGUAGGCUGUGGGCGAUAGAGCAGUAUAUGUGUUUUUUUACAUAGUCGCAAUUGCCAAACCAGCCCAGUCUCUAGAUGCAGCCUGUGACCCCCCAAGUUAUGAAUCCUGUUGUAGCUGAGGCUCCACCAACCUCCCCUUGUUGCUGCUGGACUAGCCCUGCCCCAGUCACCAGGGUGCGGAGCGCCCAGCAGCUCCCAGUAGGUGGCUGGUGAGCUGCCUUUCUCUUGGAGAGUCUCCAGGAGUGCUGGCCUGCUCUCGAUAGAGUUCUGCAAGAUUCUUGUCCAUUGGUUCAAUGCAUCAUCACUAAUAAGCAGUUUGCACUGAAGCUGUGGUUAUUCUGGAAGGGACUUGGGAGCGCUAUGGUUCUCUAACACAAGCCUCUAACCAGCCUUCCCUUAUUCUGACAAGCUAUUCAAAUUAAUGUAUAAUUAAAAAUGAAUGCAAUACUCAAAGGGUUUAUGAAUUUAUUAUUCAUAAUAAUUUUACUGUAAAUGCUUCUCAGUUUGCAUGCCUUGAUCAUUGCUGCUAGUGAUUUUAUGUGCCAGUAGAACUGAGUUUACGUUACCAAUUUUACUUAAUAGUUAAAGCCACUUACAAAGUGACUGCCUGGGGUCUUUUGAUUGAAGUAACAUGCCUUGAUUUCAAAACAAUUUGUGGUUGUUUUUUUAAAUGAUUUCUCUCUCCUCUUUUUUUUAGUUCCCUCCCUUCUUUUUCUUUUGAUAUAUAUAUGAAGCCCUGAGUAAUAUUUGGUAAGAAUGCUCAGUUCAAUUGAUUAUGUAAAAUGAAAUACACCAGAAUACCCAUUGAAUGCAAACCAUCAUCCUACUAAGCCUCAUCUCUGUACAUUUCACCAAGCACUGAUGCUGGGCAGCCUUCCAUACAAAUCACAUAGGAAACGAGUUGAAAUUGCCCAGCAGCAAUGCCUUGUGGAUUGUGCCUUCUGUACCUAGACUUAGCGGAAAUCAGGGAGAUCUGGUUUAACUGCAGUGAGAACGGGAUGGGGCAACAGGUUGCGAUUGAGAGGGAAGCAAAACUGUCGAGCAAGACAAGUGUGUGGUCCUUUGCACUUGGUUGUGCGACACUUUUGCAAUGACCAGUCAGCUUUCGUGGCCAGGUAAGAGACAAAUCUUCAGCAUGCAUGCAAGUACUAUAUAAAUAGGAAUUAUUUCAUUUACUAAAUUGAAAUUUUAACAAGAUAUAUGGCUUGAGUGGGUUGUCCACAUAAAGAUAUAUGUAUUAUUGCAAAACAGCAUAGGAAGUAUGGAAUCCAGUAUAAUACUGGUUAUAAAGAAGAACCCUAUUUAGUACUUCUGUGUUAUUUCAUUACUACAUUCCUAUCUCCCUAAGCAUCUCACAUCAAUAAAAGUGAGAUUCAGGCCCUGUAAUCAGACUUAUGAACUAAAAAGACAUGACAUGCAAGGGAAGCGAUCUUUCUGUUCUGCUGUGGCUCUUCUUUGAUUGGCUCUGGCCGUCGCAGGGCAGCCAGCGAAGGAAGCCGCCUUCUUCCUGGACCAGUAGAGGAGCCAAGCCGGUCUUCCUCUGGCCCCCAAGUUCCCCCUCAUCCCCCUGGCCAAUUUCAGAGAUCCUGGAGUUCUGCCUUUGGCUCUGCAGCCUCAGGGCAACUUUCAAAAGCAGCCUAUUGAAAUUCUGAUAUGGAUUUCUUGCACAAGAAGUACAGUCCCAGGUAGUUUAGGGAAUUAUACCCUUACAUUUUAAAUCUUAAUUACAGUUUCAAAGUAACCAAAUAAUUUUCAACUUACAGUUAUCAAAAACAAAAGUCUAACCAAAGCAGGUUUCUCCUUUUAUAACUUAAUUUUCCCAUUUGAAAUUUGACUUUUUUAAUAAUAGCUAGUGAGGCUGUAAAAAAACAAAACAAACAUUUGUGUGCCUUCUUAAAAACUUGGGGAAUUUGUGCCUGUCUAAUGCGGUUAAAUUUAGUUCUUACCAUUGCUAACUCUACUAUCACUCAGGGCUUUCUUACCUUUGAUAUAAGUUAUUUCAUUGUUUUAUUUUACAAUUUGUUUUUGUUCUUCGUUACGUGCCAUCAUUUAAAUUUCACUAAGUAAGUGGCAGGUCAUGCUUUUCAGUCCCACAAGCACAGAAAUGCAGGAAACACUCAUAGAGCAUAUUGGAUCUUUUUAUUUUCAAAAUUGACUGAAUAUAUAAUGUAAAUGAGGUAAGCAACUUUUUGUAGAUUGUAUGUGUGAGAUAAUGUAAUGUUCUUUUCCAGUUUUUGGAUUACAGUUGAAUAUACUUUUUAAUUAUUUAAAGAAAACAUCUUUACAGAAUAACGUGAUGGGUUUUGUAUAAUGUAUUUGAUUUUGUAAAUACGUAUUUCCUGAUGUGAUUUUUGUGAAAAUGCUAAAUCUUUUAGUAUAUCAUGUCCUCUCAAAAUUGGCAGGAGCUAAAUAAUAGUUUGUGGGCAAUUUGUAUUGUGUACUGUACAAUAACUGGGGAACUUUUAUAAUUAUAAAAAUAUAUAUUAACUUUUAGUGUGUUGUUUAAACAAAUGACUGGAACAUACUAAAGAUAGUAGGAUUUUUCUGAAUAUUUCAGACUUGAACUCAGGCUAGCUUUCUUGUGUUUUUCAAAACAAAAUUGUGUCUUGUCUUUUAAAAUCAAUAAAUUUGUUUUCUUGUUACAAAUA
Molecule: messenger RNA, 11392 nt
Organism: Podarcis raffonei (Aeolian wall lizard)
Lineage: Eukaryota; Metazoa; Chordata; Lepidosauria; Squamata; Lacertidae
Gene: RFX3
Product: regulatory factor X3
Exons: 17
Coding region: 233-2515 (760 amino acids)
Biological process (GO): regulation of transcription by RNA polymerase II
Cellular component (GO): nucleus
Molecular function (GO): RNA polymerase II cis-regulatory region sequence-specific DNA binding; DNA-binding transcription factor activity, RNA polymerase II-specific
Source: RefSeq, a predicted model, not a curated record